Caretta caretta (loggerhead turtle) is the source of this 4629-nucleotide messenger RNA. It is a transcript of the gene ADPRHL1, whose product is annotated as ADP-ribosylhydrolase like 1. Gene Ontology annotation, molecular function: magnesium ion binding; ADP-ribosylarginine-[protein] hydrolase activity. Lineage: Eukaryota; Metazoa; Chordata; Testudines; Cheloniidae. Gene Ontology annotation, biological process: protein de-ADP-ribosylation. The record is from RefSeq and is a predicted model, not a curated record.
ACUCAGCUGAAGGCAAAGGAACAAAGAAAGAUCCAGACUCAGUGGCUGCUUUAGACAAAAGGAAAGUGAGAAGUGUCAAAGUCCCUUGUGAUGGAGAAAUUUAAGGCUGCUGUCUUGCUGGCAGGGGUAGGGGAUGCUCUUGGUUAUCGAAAUUUCACCCGAGAAAACAGUGCUUUAGGUGCAAAGAUCCAAGAGGAACUAAAGGAAAUUGGAGGACUUGAGAACCUGGUGCUGUCUGGAGACAAAUGGCCAGUGAGUGACAAUACCCUCAUGCACAUGGCUACAGCAGAGGCUGUCAUCACAGAUUACUGGUGUUUAGAAGACCUGUAUCGUGACUUGGUAAAACGCUAUGUUGAGAUUAUUGACAAACUUCCAGGGAAAUGGUCAGACCCCGCUACCAUUGAAGGUUGCUCACAGUUAAAACCAGAUAACUAUCUCCUAGCUUGGCACACACCAUUUAAUGAAAAGGGUUCUGGAUUUGGAGCUGCUACAAAAGCCAUGUGUUUAGGGAUGAAAUACUGGAAGCCUGAGAGGCUAGAAACUCUUAUUGAAGUGAGCAUUGAAUGUGGACGAAUGACUCAUAAUCACCCUACAGGCUUUUUAGGGUCCUUUUGUACAGCUCUAUUUGUAUCAUAUGCAAUACAAGGAAAACCACUUGUGCAGUGGGGAAGGGAAAUGAUGAAGGUGGUUCCAAUGGCUGAAGAAUAUUGCAAAAAGACCAUUCGACACAUGGCAGAGUAUCAGGAGCACUGGUUUUACUUUGAAGCCAAAUGGCAGUUUUAUUUGGAGGAGAGAGAAAUCACUGAAGAUAAUCAGAAUAAACCCGUCUUUCCUGAUAAUUAUGAUGCUGAGGAGAGAGAAAAGACUUACAGGAGGUGGAGUUCUGAAGGCCGGGGUGGAAGAAGAGGCCAUGAUGCUCCCAUGAUUGCAUAUGAUGCUCUUUUAGGAUGUGGUGGUGACUGGACAGAACUUUGCAACCGAGCAAUGUUCCACGGGGGUGAGAGCGCAGCCACUGGAUCUAUUGCCGGCUGCUUGUAUGGAUUACUUUACGGCCUGAACAAGGUUCCCAAAGGCUUGUACCAGGAUCUUGAACAGAGGGAGAGGCUAGAAUACUUGGGCGAGUCUCUUUACCGACGAUCCACAGAGGAAAACACUAAAUGUACAAAGUUUUGCGAUGAUAAGCUGCUGAUAGAUCCCCUGGUGCUGAAGAAGAAGCUAAAUAGGAUGGCAACAGAACCAGGGGCUUUUGCUGUCCUCAGCAGCCUGCUUCUUUACAUCACAGACCUCGUGGCCUGCGAUCCACAGAUGCCGAGGAAGAAAGCAAAAUGGGCAGAAGGCAAAGGAAACAAGGUGAUUUGUGAUCCUGACUGCCAAAGUACAAACAACAGCAAGCGCCCCACAAGAUUCCAGCUUUUGCAGUCCAAGUUCAUGAACAACAAUCGUGAACCUUACAUAAAGAAGACACGAGAAGUUGGCAAACUAAUCAUUAAAGAAAAGCAGUGGGCAAACAGGGGCUGUCUAAAUGCCCCUGUUAACAAAUCAGACAAAAAUAAGGAGAAAAAAGGAAGUGGUCAAGCACCAGACGAGAACAAACAGAUAAUGCCCAAUGAGCGGGUCAAGUGGAAUGGCCUGAGUGGGAAAAAUACAGUGAAAAACAUUCUGAAGAAAUUUUUAGCUGCAGAGGAGAAAGAAACUAAGGAGAAAGCUUCUGUCUGGAAAAAGAAAGAGCCAAGCAGUAAUUUGCCAAAAAUAAUCAGCAAGAAUUCUGUUCUCUCCAAACUGAAGGAAAAGUUUGAACAAGCUAGUUCUGUUUGUUCAGCCACAGAGGUGAAAACAUUGCUGUUGCACAAAGGUGAGAAAAAUAAUACAAAGGUCCCAAAUAGAAUAGCUAUUCACAAACCAAAGGUCACAGUGCUACACACUGUGACAACCACGGUUCUAAAUAGCCCUCGGCCCCAGUGUUUAGUGUGUACGACUGCUCCAAUGCCUAGAUUCAGUGUUGUGACUGAAAUUAGCCAUCCUUGGAGCUGGUUGACCAACAACACUGAUAGUAAUCAGCCUUUUGAUCAUGGCACUCAAAUGGGAGAGAUGAGUGACUCUGACAGCAAACAUGAUCUUAAGCCUGGUAAGAAUGAAAUGCCAGAAAAUAGGGCACAAGACAGAGAGUACAAAGGACAGAUGCAAACUGUACAAUGUGUCAUGCCCAAGGUCAUGAGUGACGACAAGGAUAGUGCUGAGACUAAAAUAGAUUCCGCAAACCAAGGACCUGAUUUUCUUCCUAAUCAAGACAGCUCUUCUACUUUCUGUCAAAAUAAAGCCCUUGCAGACUGCAUUCCUUCUUUAUCUAAACCCAGCCUAUCUCACAUGGGGAAUAGCACAUUAGCUGGAUUUGAUACAUCUUCAUUAGGAAAUAAUAAAGCUGCUCAAAAUGUUAGUGAAGACAAUCCAUCUACGAACUCGCCUUAUUCUGAUGUAGCUGAAGGAUCCAGUGCACAUAGUCCCCAGGAUAUUAAAGAGGUUGAGAUUCCUAAAAUAACAGUGAAUGCGUGCAGUUCAAAGGAGACAGAAAUAGAGUUCUCAGAGUCAGAAAAGGAUCCUCUCUUUGCAAGCCAAAAAUGUUUCCCGGAGGAGAAACUAUUGAAAAAUAUUCCAUCGUUUUGCUCCCCAGUAGCUCAGGCAUCGCAGAAUGUAGUGCCUCCAAAUGAUGACCUGCAGUUAACUGUCAAAAUACCAGGUACUGACAAAAUGCCACCACUCAUGCCAAGGCAAGAAAAUGCAUCAGAUUUUAAAGGCAAACAUUCAAAAGCAGCUGUAAAAAGAGAGAAAUUUCACUAUAAACAGGAAAUAGUUCCUAGUUCUAGAAAAAAUGAUUGCAAAGUCACAGCUAAGCAAGAAGAGGAGCCAGCGAUAAACCCAAACAAGCUGUCUGAUUGUCAAAUGCAAACUGAACAAAUAAACCAGGAAUCACAAGCACGUCAAAUGCUCAGCCCACAAAAUAACAUUGAUAAUUUCAGCACUAAUGUAUCAAAUCUGACUAUGAAUCAGACAUACCAAGUACACUCAUCAAAUGAUUCAAAGAAGGAAAAAAGUGGUAUUGUAGAAGAAAAGCAUAACUGCUCUGAUAUUGAAAAGGACCAAAGUUCAUUGUCAAGUUAUUUAGUGAAGCACAGGUGUUAUAUUCCAGAAGAGAAUUUUGGAAAGGACCAAUUAUCCUCAUCAAAUGAAAUGGCAAGUCAGGAAAACAAUACUGCCAGGCAAAGGAGUACCUUGUGUCAUCUGGAGACUUAUCAAAUGCCAUCAAAGUAUUUCAUGAAGCAUGAAAGUGACAUUGCAGAAGAGAAUCCCUGGCCUAAUUCUGAGACAUGUCGAUCAUCAAAUUAUUUAACAAAGCACAAAAACAAUGCUACAGAACAAAGAAUCUGGCAUGCUAUUGAAAAGCCCCAGAUCACAUCAUCAAAAGAUUUGGUGAAAGAUGAAACUGAUAGUGUAGAAGAUAAGAAGACUUGUCAUAAUUCUGAUAAGUAUCAAAUACCUUCUUCAAAUGAGUCAGCAAAGCAUAAAGAUGAUAUUAUAGCAAAGAAUGCUAUGUAUAAUGGUGAGAAUUAUCAGACACUACCAUCAUCAAGUGAUGUCACAAACCAUGAAAAUAAUACAGCCAAAGAGAAGAAUAUCCUUCAUGUUUUUGAGAAGAAUCAGUUACUCUCACCAAAUGAACUGGGGAAGUGUGAAAAUAAUACUGCAGAAGAGAUAAGUCCCUUGAUUAACUGGGAAAAGUACCGACUACCCUUGCCAAAUGAAUCAGAGAAGCAAGAAAAUAAUACUGUGGUAAAAACAAGACCCUGGCGUAAUCUGGAGCAGAACCAACUGCCAACUUCAAAUGAUACUCUGAAUUAUGAAAAUGAGAUGAGAGAUGAGAACUUUGAGAAAAACCAGUUUCCUUCCUUAAAUGAAAUGGUGACACAUGAAAAUAAUAGUGCAAGUGAGAGAAAUAGCUUACAUAAAUAUGAAGAGUACCAAAUGCUGUCAUCAGAUGAUGGCUUGAAGCAUGAAAAUGAUACGAUGGUAGAGAAGAAAGCUAUUGCAGCAGAGAGAAAUACCUUGUGUAACUCUGAGAUGUGCCAAAUACCAGCAUCGGGUGAUUUUAUGAAGCAUGAGGAUAAUAAUGCAAAAGAGAAUUCUUCUAGUUUUGAGACUUGCCAAUUACCCUCAUCAAAGAAUAAAAUUAACACUCCAGGACUGAGAAAUACCUUGUGUAACAUCAAAUACCAAAUGCCAUCAAGAGAUUUAGUGGAAAAUGAAUAUAAUACAACAGAAGAUGAAAACACCUGUUGUAAUACUGAGAAAUACCAACUGUUCUCAUCCCGUGAAUCAAUGAAACAUGAAAAUAAUGCUGCGGAGGCAAGAAAUAUCCAGAGUAACUUUAAGAAUUACCAAAAGCCAUCAUCAAGAAGUACAGGGAAGCAUGAAAACAAAACUGUCCAAGAGAAGAGUACCCAUCAUAAUUUUGAAGAGUACCAGUUACUCUCAAGAAAUGCACUACAGAAGCAUGGAAAGAAAGCUGCAGUAGAGAAAGAUACCUUGUGUAACCCUAAGAAGAAUAAAAAACAUCAUCAAGUUCAUUGGUGAAGC